AUGUCACAAACUAGCUCCCAAGCUGAUGGUGCACCUUCUGAAGUAGUGACCUUGAAGAGGCAGCUGGCUGUUUUGGAGCCACAAAAUGCAGAACUCCGCAAACAGCCAGCAGAAGAGAAAAGUGAAUGCCUUUGUCUUGAGGGUCAAGUGAUUCACAGACUCGUCUGCCUUACUGAUCAUGUCAAAGAUCACAUUGCAGAGUUUGACAGACGUGUGAUGCUAGGUAUUGACUUAGAUGAUGACACUAGCUUGAAUGACCCUGAGGACAACAGGAAGUACAGAUCAUACAAGAAAUUAGUCACCUGGUGUCCAUCUAUUUGUUGUGGAUUCAACAAUGAUGCAACUGGAUGGCUCAUAUGCCCCGUUGAUUAUGACUGGAAUGACCCAGUUGUCCAACAAGGCAUCAGGGAUUAUCACCCUGAUUAUCAUGUUACGGCUCACUCUUGGCCUGCUUUUUUAUAUCAAGACGAAAAAUAUGACCCACUGAAACCUGUAGAUGGUCUAUUCAAAGGGAAAUUACUUUUAAAGACAUUCAAAUACACCUUCACUUCUCCUACUUCUGCAGAGAUGGACAACCAAGAGCAGCUUGACCCAGAAAUGCUUUCUUGGCAGGGUUGUCCAAAGCAAUGA
Suillus paluster is the source of this 630-nucleotide messenger RNA. RefSeq lists its product as uncharacterized. Bases 1 to 630 code for a protein of 209 amino acids. The record is from RefSeq and is a predicted model, not a curated record. Lineage: Eukaryota; Fungi; Basidiomycota; Agaricomycetes; Boletales; Suillaceae. The transcript is spliced from 6 exons.